AUGGUCAACUACGGAUUUGCAUUUCUCUGUUUGGCAAUCACCGCAAACGCAGCAGUUAGCCCCAAGUCUUUGGACUCAGAUAUUUCCAUUCUUAUUCACAAUGACCUACUAGAAACCGAAAGUCCUCGAUCAGGUUCAGGAAUUCUGGUGCUCGAUGCAAGAUCAUGGCAAGCCGCCACCGAAAGCUGUCAAAAGGUUGGGGAGACUCUCUGGGGGGCUGAUUCCAGUUACAGGAAUAUUCAAAGUGACUUGGAUUACCUUAUAUUCCAAGGCAAAUACGCUCGUAACCAACGUUUUUGGACUGUCUUGGACCACCGCAAACUGUCGACUAUCGACACAAAUGGCCGGGUCAAUCAAGCCUCUGCGAAUGAAAAACUCCCCGUUCUUUGUACACAAAGUGCUCCAUUAUCCAACAGCACAUUUCAAAAUACAAGUGCUCAGUGGCAGGUGACUGUCCACUCCAACGAUGAAUAUCUCACUGGAUUCCGGGAUCGAGUCAGUUUCCGCUUUCUGGGAAUUCGCUAUGCUAAACAGCCCCGGCGAUGGGACUAUUCCCAAGUACACAAAGGGGCUGGCAAAAAGGCUUCUGCUCUCGACUAUGGCUCUGACUGCACACAAGGCACGACUGGUUCCGAAGACUGCCUGUUCCUCAAUAUUUGGACUCCCUAUCUUCCCAAGAGCAAAAAAGUUCAAAAGAACCAUCUCAAACCUGUGAUGCUUUGGAUUCACGGCGGAGCUUUUACCGGCGGCACUGGUAGUGACCCGACGUUCGACGGCGGCAAUCUAGCCUCAAGAGGUGAUGUUGUGGUCGUCACAAUAAACUACCGUCUGGGAACAUUGGGGUUUCUUGCACUAGAUGAUGGCAAAACCAACGGGAACUACGGAUUGGCAGACCAGACUACAGCGCUGGAAUGGGUUCGUCGGAACGUUCAGGACUUCGGCGGCGAUCCGGACAAGGUAACCAUUUUCGGCCAGUCGGCCGGUGCAGCCUCAGUGCGAGCACUCCUUGCUUCUCCUGCAGCACGUGGUAAAUUUGCUGGUGCAAUUAUGCAGAGCAAUCUGGGUGGCUUGGCUUACGGCACAACCUACUCGAAGUACUAUACCAUCGCGCAGGAGAUGGACGUUGUGGGGAAUACUAUUCUCAAUGAGACAAACUGCACAGAUGUUGCUUCACCAGUCGAGUGUUUGAGACAACUCCCCGCAUCGACGAUUGCAAACCUAGCCGACUCGGCGCGGUAUCUAGUUGUCGAUGGCGUUUACCUCCGAAGCUCAGAACUGGAUUUAACAAACCCAGCAUCAACUGCCAAUGUGCCUUUGAUGAUAGGUACUAUGAGAGACGAUGGCGCUGCCAUGAUUGGUUAUCCUGAAGUGGGAGAAACUCUGAAAUCCUUCCUCAAUGAAUCCGGCCUACCUGACUCAAUUGCACCAAGCCAACUCUUCCCUGCGCCAUCAACCGCCAAUGCUACACUCGAUAUCUUCAACACUUCCUCUCGCAUAGCCACAGAUGGAAUGUUCCGCUGUAUCGACGAAGCAACUGCACAUGCAGGCUCAAGAACACAUAUAUUCCCCGAUAUCUACUAUUAUGAGUUCAACCGUUCAUACCAAAUGCCUGGCUGGUCACCCAAUGCCCCGGUGUGCAACGCUCCUAUUACAGAAGAGUUUCCGAAUGGUGAACCCAGCCAGGAAUACUUUAAAUGUCAUUCUGGCGAGCUUUUCUACGUGUUUGGAAGUUUCCGUCGUCAGGGCUUGCCUUUCCGCGAUGAGUUUGAUCUACCUUUUGGGCAGUAUGUGCUGGAUUCCUGGGCAAGUUUUGCAAGGGCGGCUAGACCUACUCCUAACUUGGGCUUUUUGAAGGCAAGAAGAUAUGAUAAUACAACUCGGGAAAUUGAGGCAGCUGGGUUGUGGGAGCCGUUUGGCAAAGAAGGUCAGAUUCGGCUGCUUCAGUGGCCAUCGAAAAUGAGCGAUUUGGAUGAAUUGGAACAAUGUCGUGCAUUGAAAUUGUCUUUGGAUUACUUCGACUCUUAG
Molecule: messenger RNA, 2025 nt
Organism: Penicillium expansum
Lineage: Eukaryota; Fungi; Ascomycota; Eurotiomycetes; Eurotiales; Aspergillaceae
Product: putative carboxylesterase
Exons: 3
Coding region: 1-2025 (674 amino acids)
Source: RefSeq, a predicted model, not a curated record